Messenger RNA from Penicillium longicatenatum, 2409 nucleotides. RefSeq names its product Elongator subunit ELP2. Gene Ontology annotation, biological process: tRNA wobble uridine modification. The record is from RefSeq and is a predicted model, not a curated record. Gene Ontology annotation, cellular component: elongator holoenzyme complex. Gene Ontology annotation, molecular function: protein binding. The transcript is spliced from 2 exons. Bases 1 to 2409 code for a protein of 802 amino acids. Lineage: Eukaryota; Fungi; Ascomycota; Eurotiomycetes; Eurotiales; Aspergillaceae.
AUGGCUUCUCUUGUAUCGGAAUAUAUCAGUGUGGGUGGAAACCGCCACCCAGGAGCUGCAGAUUGGGAUGUCCAGACAGGCGUGCUCGCCUUCGGAGCGGACAACAAUGUCGCCUUGUGGGAGCCUCUAGAUAACUCUCACCGAGGAAUUUAUGCGCUUCUCGUUGGGCAUUCCGACAAAGUCAGCGUGAUCAGAUUUUACACCUGCCCCUCAUCGGGGACGAGAUUGCUUCUCACCGGUUCCGUCGAUCGCACCAUCCGAGUUUGGCUUCAAGAUGCCACCGACACUCGCAAUUACAGAUAUGCUUUUACUCUCGAAGGUCACACCGGAUCAGUCAAUGCGAUAGGUGUAGCUGAGGGGACAAACAUCGUUACAUCUGGAGCCGCAGAUGGGACUGUCCGGGUAUGGAGAAUCAAUGCAUUGGAAUUGCAGGGCGAGAUGAUGGAAACCAUCACUAUGAAACCACGCUUCUUCCCACUGUGUUUGUCUCUACGAGUACUAGAAGGCGCAAAUCGUCCACUUGUACUGGCUGUCGCGGGAACUACAACGAAGGUACAAAUAUACGUUGCAGAAGAGUCUGUCGAUAGAGUAGACUUUCAACGCCGUGCCGUUCUUCCAGGUCACGAGGCCUGGGUCCGCUCUCUGUCGUUCACGGUGGACAAGCAGAGCAACACCAAUGAUAUACUGCUUGCAUCGGCCAGUCAGGACAGAUACAUUCGUCUAUGGAGAUUGCGCCAGGGCGAAGCAAACGCUCCUGCACCCAUUGACGAUGCCGAUCCAUUGUUGGGUGGCAUGGAGCCUACACUGUCGAACAAAGCUCAUGAAUUUGACGCAGCUGGCUUGAAGUAUUCCAUCACCUUUGAAGCGCUUCUUUUUGGAAACGAGGACUGGAUUUACACAACUGCAUGGAACCCCGAUCCAAACCGAUCACAGCUUCUUUCUGCGUCUGCGGAUAACACAGUCACCAUCUGGGAGCAAGACUCUGUAUCAGGAGUCUGGAUGUCGAUUGAAAGAAUGGGAGAAAUCAGUGUACAAAAGGGAUCAACUACCGCGACUGGAAGCGCUGGUGGUUUUUGGAUUGGACUUUGGUCGCCAGAUGGCAAGCAAGUGGUAAGCCUGGGCCGCACAGGCAGCUGGCGUGUAUGGCAGCAUGACUCCGAGGCAGAUGUCUGGGUGCAAAAGUUCGGCAUUUCGGGACACGUACGUGCAGCCAAUGGCGUACAGUGGGAUCCAAGCGGUGGUUAUUUACUCUCAACCAGCGCAGACCAGACUACGCGUCUUCAUGCCGAAUGGCUGCGUGACGAAAAACGCUCGUGGCACGAGUUUUCUCGCCCUCAGAUUCAUGGCUACGACCUGAACUGCAUUGACACCCUGGGGCCCUCCCAAUUUGUCUCCGGUGCCGACGAAAAGCUUCUGCGGGUGUUCAAUGAGCCAAAGCAGAUCGCUGAUCUGCUUGGAAAGCUCACAGGGUUUCAACAAACCAUCGAGGGUGACCUCCCAGACACGGCUGAAAUUCCAGUUCUAGGUCUUUCAAACAAAGCACAGGGAGACGAGGCACCAGUGGACGAGGACGAAGCCAAUGGGGUGACACAAUCUGCCCCUGCUGUCAAUCUCAACACUGACACCCCGCCAUUGGAAGAUCAAUUAGCUCGAUACACACUGUGGCCAGAGCACGAAAAGCUUUAUGGCCAUGGAUAUGAGAUUUCAGCGGUUGCAGUAAGCCACGAUCGCAGGCUCAUUGCCACUGCCUGCAAAGCUACCAGUAUAGACCACGCAGUGAUUCGACUAUAUGAUACAUCAGACUGGCAUGAGAUAAAGCCCUCUCUCACUGCACACUCUUUGACCAUCGCGGACCUCUCAUUUUCCGACAACGACCAAUAUCUCCUCAGCGUGGGUCGAGACCGACAAUGGGCCGUUUUCGCCCGGAGUGAACAAGACCCAACUGUGUUUACCAACUUCACCUCGAACCUCAAGGGUCACUCUCGGAUGAUUCUGGGAGCUGCCUGGGCACCAGUGACUACAAAGUACGUUUUUGCCACGGCAGGACGUGACAAGUCCGUUAAGAUUUGGCAAAAGACAGACGAUACUUUCACCUGCCAGACCACUAUUGCGUUCACAUCCGCUGUUUCGGCCAUCGCUUUCUUAGCUGCUCCAUACCAAAAUUCAUUCAUUCUGGCUGCGGGAGAGGACAGCGGUGCCGUUUCAAUCCACCAUAUCAGCACCGAUACUCUUGAAGCACAGCUUGUUGUGGCUGUUGAUCAGACCAUGGCACCCUCCAAGGCCAUUACACAGCUGUCAUGGCGACCUGUGUCAGCUGAAGAGGCAAAUAGCAAAGCCAAGUUUGAUCUUGCAGUGGGUAGCGAAGAUACCUCCACACGUAUCUAUGCCAUUUCGAAUAUGGCAGCAUGA